Molecule: messenger RNA, 5392 nt
Organism: Dioscorea cayenensis subsp. rotundata (Guinea yam)
Lineage: Eukaryota; Viridiplantae; Streptophyta; Magnoliopsida; Dioscoreales; Dioscoreaceae
Exons: 2
Coding region: 950-1957 (335 amino acids)
Source: RefSeq, a predicted model, not a curated record
UGUUUGGUGGUUGGGGCUGUUCAUGUAUAGUAUUAUGAUAGGCCUUUUCAGAAGCACUUAUUGGUCAAUUCUAGAAGAAAUAAGAUAAGUCAAGGACAGAAUGGUAAAUAGGCUCCUACAUAGCUGGUUACAAAAGGAGUCAAAGGGAAACAGAAGAAGGGGGUGUUUGGUGGUUGGGGCUGUUCAUGUAUAGUAUUAUGAUAGGCCUUUUCAGAAGCACUUAUUGGUCAAUUCUAGAAGAAAUAAGAUAAGUCAAGGACAGAAUGGUAAAUAGGCUCCUACAUAGCUGGUUACAAAAAGAGUCAAAGGGAAACAGAAGAAGGAAGGAAAAUUGGGAAAGUUAUCAGCUAAGGCUGGGCCUCUAUCUUCCAGGGUUUGUUCUCUACCAUUGGUGCGAUGAGCUUGGAUCUGAUGCCGCAGACGAAAAUGGAACAAAGGGGUCGAUGCUGUGGAAAGAAACUUGGAAUCAAUGAGAGAGGAAAUCAAAGAUCUCAAGCUUCAAGGCUCAGAUUCAGAGCAAAAGAUGCCAGGAAUGAUGGAUGAAAUACUUCAUACUAGGCAACUAUUAGAUGAAAUCCAAUCCUUAUUGACGUCUUUGGUGAAGGAGAAAGCAGCACAAGAGGUAGAGCGGUCAUCACCACCACCGAUAGCCGAAGCCGAAGCCUAUUCUACCAGACUUGGAGAUUCCAAAUUGAUCCUUCCACCGCCGACAGCCGAAACAGAAGCCAGAUCUGGAAGUUCUCCCUCCUCGAGCUUUUUCACUAGAUGAUGUCCAGAUUGCUGCAAAGAAGGUCAAGCUCCCUAAUUUCAAGGGGGACGACCCUUUGGGCUGGGUUAGGCGAGCAGAGCAGUAUUUCAGCAUACAACAGACUGCUAAGGACCUCAAGGUAACGUUUGCCCUAGUCUGUAUGGAAGGUCAUGCCCUCAAUUAGAUGACGUGGCUGCAAGAAUGCCGACGUGGAGCAAUGUUCGCCGUGAGGUGCUUGCGCGAUUCGCGGGAGCUUUAGCUGCUAACCCAUAUGAGGCUUUGGCUACUGUAAAACAAAAUGGCUCAGUCGAUCUGUACAUCCGUGACUUCAUCGAGAAGUCUGCGCAAAUACAAAGUUGGCAAGAAGAAGCAUUCACAGGUCAAUUUCUCAAUGGCCUUCGAGAGGAGAUUAGAGCACACAUCCGUUCCCAUGAGACUAAGGAUCUGUAUGCGACAAUGACUCUGGCACAGGAAAACGAGCAUGAGCUCGAAUUAGUUACGAAGAAGACGAGAUUGCACAGUUCAAUCUCGACAACUUUUGGGCUCGGGUCGCGGGCUGGUGUGGCAAAUGCAGUGGGACGAUCUUUAGUCCACUCUUUCGGGUCAUCCGCACAACAGAGUGUUGCGUCGAGCUUGGCCGCAAAUGCGUCAUCGCGUGGGCAAGGCAAUUGGGCACCGUUGUCAAGAGGUGACAAACGAAUUCGAUCCAAGGUCAACUCAAAGACCAGUAGUGUGGGAAGCAGCACCAAUUCUCCCGCACAUCCGGCCACAUCAGCACGAAUUCGGCGUGUCCGUCAAUAUACUCAAAAAAAGUUCCAAGACCUCCGUUCAAAAGGGCUUUGUUUCUGUUGUCAUCAGCCAUAUAAUUCUCUCCACCAGCGUCCUAACAAAUCUCUACGAACCUUGACUUUAGGUGACGAAGAGCUUAACGGGGAAAGCCCUUGUACACUUGAGUUUAAUGAACAGUCUCAAGACUCUCCUAGUGAAGAUGCUUCACAACUACUCCAGUUGGAGUUACCAUAUUUUUCCAUGACUUCCACUCAGCAACCCAGCACUUUGAAGUUUCUUGGUAAAAUUGGGCAGUUUUCCGUCAUCGUUAUGGUGGACAGUGGCGCCAGUCAUUGCUUUAUAUCAAACACAACAGCUAAGCUCCAGAUUCCUAUCUCUUCAACACCAAAAUUUGGAGUCCGUUUAGGAGACGGCCACUGAACAGAGGCGUAGGGGAUUUGUCGAAAUGUUCAGAUUCAGUUGGCAUCUAUCUGCAUUAAGGUGGAUUGCUAUGUAUUUCCUCUCGGUGGUGUAGAUAUAAUAUUGGGAGUAUCGUGGCUCCAAACACUUGGUGACGUCAUGGCUAACUGGGCUACUAUGGUGAUGCAUUUUGCAGUAGAUGGGAACCAAGUGCAAAUCACAGGUGAUCCUUCUUUGAGCAGCACCCCAAUUUCGUCACACUUCAAGAUGUGUAAUUUGGCUUAUUAUUGUGGAAUGUCCUUGCAAUUGAGGAAAGCACCAUCGUUGGAAAUUCUAACAUACUGUCGCCAGAGUUACAACAGCUAUUAAAUGAAUUUUCUUCUGUUAUUACCGAACCCUCUGGGUUGCAUCCACAACGCACAACAGACCACCACAUUCCCUUGAAAGAAGGGGUUACAACUAUUAGUUGCCGCCCUUAUCGCUAUAGUCACCUUCAGAAGGAUGAAAUUGAAAGGUUAGUUGCUGAUAUGCUCGCCACCGCAGUUAUCCAGCCAAGUAACAGUCCUUUCUCAAGUCCUGUCCUCUUAGUGCGAAAAAAAAUGGUGGGUGGCUCUUUUGCGUUGAUUAUCGGAAACUCAACAAGGCUACCAUACCUAAUAGAUAUUCCAUUCUAGUCAUUCAAGAACUAUUAGAUGAAUUGCAUUGUUCUAAGUUCUUCUCUAAAGUCGACGUCAAGUCGGGUUACCACCAAAUACGCAUGAAAGAAGAGGACGUUCCCAAAACAUCAUUUCGCACUCAUACAGGUCAUUAUGAGUUUAAGGAGAUGCCUUUCGGCCUUAUGAACGCACUAGCUACCUUCUAAGCUACGAUGAAUGAUCUCUUCAGGCCUAUUCUGCGCAGGUUUGUCUUAGUAUUUUUUGAUGAUAUAUUAAUCUAUAGCAAGUCGUGGAUGGAGCAUCUACACCACUUACAUCUUGUUUUGAGUAAAUUGUUAGCGGAGCACUUUGUAACCAACAAAAAGAAAAGCCAUUUUGGCCAACAAUCCAUUGACUAUCUUUGAUCAUAUUGUGUCCCAAAGAAAGGUCUCUAUAGAUCCUCUCAAGGAAUCGAGUGUGUUGAAUUGGCCAACUCCAAAAUCUGUUAAAGCUAUUAGAUCGUUCUUGGGCUCACAGGAUACCAUAGGAGAUUCAUUAAAGGCUAUGGAGACAUUGCUCGACCUCUUACGGAAUUUCUUAAGAAAGAUCAAGCCGCCAAAUUCACUUGGAACACAGAUGCAAAUCUCGCCUUCUAGAAAAUAAAGCAAGCAAUCACGACGGCUCCCACCCUUGCCAUGCCUGAUUUUUCUCAAACAUUUGUGGUGGAGUGUGACGCUUCCAGUACUGGUGUUGGGGCAGUUUUGAUGCAGAAUAACAGACCAUUAGCUUUUUCUAGCAAACAACUAGCCCCUCGGCACCUUGCUAAACCAGCUUAUGAAAAGGAACUCAUGGCUCUAGUACUAGCCAUUCGACAAUGGCGACCUUAUUUGAUGGGCCAACACUCUGUAAUCAAAACAGAUCACAGCAAUCUUCAACACAUCUUGCAACAACAUGUCAACACACCAACCCAACAAAAUUGGAUUACCAAACUUUUGGGGUACGAAUUUGAUGUUCAAUACCAACCAGGUUCCACAAACAAGGCUGUUGAUGCCUUAUCUCGAGCCUACGGGGACUUGGAGUUAACAGCUAUUUUUAUUCCUUAUUAGGCUCACUGGAAGCAAUUGCAUCAAGAUAUCAAGCAAGACUCCUCCUUACAGUCCCUUCAUGAUCAAAUCUCUCACAAACCAUCAGCUUUUCCAAAUCAUCAGGUCAUCCAUGGCAAAUUAUUCUAUAAAGAUUGAUGAUUCCCUGCAAUUCUUCUUGAAUUCCCAGAUUGUUGGAAGAAUUUCAUUGCUCCCCACAAGAAGGUCAUUCUAGAGCUUUGCGCACUUACAAACGACUUGCAGGCAGUGUAUAUUGGUGAGGUAUGAUGGCUUAUGUCCAGAAAUAUGUAGCUGAUUGCUUAGUUUGCCAAAAGAAUUAAGUAUGAUACACUCUCUCUUAAGGGUCUUCUUCAACCCUUGCAUAUCCCUACUCAAGUUUGGACAGAUAUAUCACUGGAUUUCUUGUCAGGCUUACCUAAAUCAAAUGGUUGGGACUGCAUCUUAGUUGUGGUGGACUGGCUCUCUAAGUAUGCCCAUUUUAUUGGGUUAAAGCAUCAUUUCACUGCCAGGAUGGUGGCUAAAUUAUUCGCCAAAGAGAGUCCGCCUGCAUGGGGUUCCUCAUUCUAUUAGCAUCCUAAGCAUUGGAGUCGCUGGCUACCUUGGGCUGAAUAUUUGUAUAAUACUAAUUUUCAUGGGGCUACCAACACUACACCGUUCCCAAUCGUAUAUGGACGUCCUUCUCCCUCUCUCCUUCAAUUCAUGCCCGGGGAAUUUCAAGUCGCUACAGUAGCCCAGGCACACCAAGACAGAUCUGCUAUGCUCUAAGAAUUACAACACCAUUUAUCUAAGGCCCAGCAACAAAUGAUUCGGUCAGCGAAUAAGCAUAGACGGCAUGUGGAUUAUAGACGACAUGUGGAUUAUGAAGUUGGAGAUCCAGUUUUUGUCAAGCUUCGACCCUAUCGACAACAAUCAGUACAAUAACACUCUUCUCAGAAGCUAGCAUCUUGCUAUUUUGGCCCCUACAAAAUCACUCACAAGUUUAGCCCAGUUACUUACACAUUAGACCUUCCUCAAGGGUCAAAAAUUCACCUCAUCUUUCAUAUAUCUCAAUUGAAAAAGAUGGCAGGUUCCCACCUUGUUUCUCAAGCAUUGCCCCAUGAAUUAUCCUUAGAAGAAGAAUCUUAUAUCCCAGCAGCUAUACUCAAGGUUCAAAACCAAGGUUCUGGUUCUUUUCCUUGCCAUCCGGUACUUGUUCAAUGGCAAAGUCGACCACCAGAAGAGUCUUCAUGGAUGACUUGUUCCGAUUUUCGGGGACAAUUUCCCACAUCAAACCUUGUGGACAAGGUUUGCUCUAUCCAAGAGAGUACUGAUAAGCCUUUUCAGAAGCACUUAUUGGUCUAUUCUAGAAGAAAUAAGAUAAGUCAAGGGCAGAAUGGUAAAUUGGCUCCUACAUAGUUGCUUACAAAAGAAGUCAAAAGGAAACAGCAGAAGGGAGGUAAAUUGGGAAAGUUAUCAGCUAAGGCUGGGCCUCUAUCAACCAGGGCUUGUUCUCUAACAUAUUAUGGCAUACAAAUCUGAUUACAUGAACAACCAGCUAUUUAGGCCUUGUUUGGGUUAGCUUUAAAAAAAAGUGCUUUUUUUUUCAAGUUGUAGAAGCACUUAUUUUAAAAGUACUUUUGAGAGUAAGUUAAGUGCCUUUUAGUGUUUUAUGUUUGGGUAAGCUAAUGUAAAAGUACUUAUAUAUAUGUGAAGUUGUUUGGAUAUGGAUUUUUAAAAGG